AUGGUAGCACUUACUGAGGACUUCAGUUCUCAAAUUCAGAAUAGACUACCCAAGAAGCUGAAGGAUCUGGGUAGCUUCACUGUUCAAAUUACUAUUGGACAAAGUGUCCAUGCCAGGGGUUUAUGUUAUUUUGGUGCUAGCAUUAAUCUCAUGCUGGUAUCCUUAUACAAGAAACUUGGGUUGAAAAGUCCAAAACCACCCACUGUCAUUCUACAACUGGCGAAUAGAUCUAUUGCGAGGUUAGAAAGGAAGUUCCAUUUAUUUUGGGGGCAUCCUUUCUUUGACACGGGGCGACAAUUGAUUGAUGUAGAAGCUGGAGAGUUAACCAUGAGAGCUCAUGAUAAGGUUGAAGUGUUUGAUGUUUAUCGCUCUAUGGAAUUGCCUUCUGUCUAUGAAGAGUUAUCCACCCUUACUGUUGUGGAUCUAGCCGUAGAAUCAUAG
Solanum stenotomum is the source of this 441-nucleotide messenger RNA. RefSeq lists its product as uncharacterized. The coding region runs from base 1 to 441 and encodes 146 amino acids. NCBI's taxonomy places the organism in Eukaryota, Viridiplantae, Streptophyta, Magnoliopsida, Solanales, Solanaceae. The transcript has 2 exons. The record is from RefSeq and is a predicted model, not a curated record.